Olea europaea var. sylvestris is the source of this 702-nucleotide messenger RNA. RefSeq lists its product as uncharacterized. The record is from RefSeq and is a predicted model, not a curated record. The coding region runs from base 1 to 702 and encodes 233 amino acids. NCBI's taxonomy places the organism in Eukaryota, Viridiplantae, Streptophyta, Magnoliopsida, Lamiales, Oleaceae. The transcript is spliced from 3 exons.
AUGACAAAGAGCUUUGCUGAUAAAGUCUGCAAUCUGAUAAUUGAUAGUGGCAGUUGUGAGAAUGUAGUAUAUGAGGAGGCUAUCGAGAAACUGCAACUGAAGAUGGAUCGUCAUCCCAAACCAUACAAAUUAUCUUGGCUGAAUAAAGGCAGUGAGUAUGAUCGAAGCGUUAUCCAUGAUGGGCGGAAGAAUACUUAUUUUCUUAGCAUCAAAGGGAAGAAAAUUGUUUUGGCACCUCGCAGGGAAGAAAACAUCUCUGCCCCGGUAGUUAAUAACACCAAUCUACUUUCUAUGUCCAAGUUCUUGGUUGAGGUUGGGCAUGAAAAAAUAGUUUAUGCUUUAAUGCCUCGUGAAAAUAGUGCAGCGAAUGUAGAUUCGGAAUUACCAGCAGAAGUGCAACAACUACUGAUGGAGUUUUCUGACUUGAUGCCAGAGGAUCUUCCUCCAGGAUUACCACCUAUGAUGGACAUUCAACAUCAGAUCGACCUUAUUUCGGGGUCUAGUCUACCAGAUCGACCAGCAUAUCGCCUCAGUCCCAAGGAAGCUAAAGAGCUGCAGCGACAGGUGGUAGAAUUAUUGGAAAGGGGCAACAUUCAUGAGAGUAUGAGUCCUUGUGCAGGUCCUGCUCUACUAGUGUCCAAGAAAGAUGGGUCGUGGCAUAUAUGUGUGUUGACAGCAGGGCAAUUAACAGGAUUACAGUGA